UGGGGACUGGCGGCUGUGCAGCUUGAAUCCAGCUGUAAAACUCCGCCUCUGCUCCGCGUUCCUCCGCCGCUCAGGAGCGAUGAAUGUGCGACUAAAGGUCGCUACAGGUUCUGCAACUUCUUUAUUACAGUGGGAGGGGAAAUAAAAAGCACGUAGUUACAGUGCGAGGUACAAGCAAAGUUAUGAAUCGAGCCGAACCGAUAGGAUGAACCGUCCGUCCUGACGAUAAACCGAACCAAUUCCACUCCGGAGGAUAAAUAAAGGAUUUUAUUUUUAUUAUUAAUUAACAGAACACCGCUGGAGCUGAAAAUAGGUUUUAAUUUAUUAGGAGCGAUGAGGCUUUAUGUGGAAGGUGUGAGCAAAGGCGAGCCGGAUAAAUCCAUGGCUCAGUUUCAGGAAGUGAUGCGUCAGCAGCUGGAGAGCUCCAUGCACACGGAGCUGGAGAAGCUGUUGAGCACGGCUAAAGGAGCGAACGCCGAGAUCGCCAAGAAGGACUUCGAGGGAUUUCGGAAGCUCUUCCACAGGUUCCUGCAGGUCAAGGGACCUUCGGUGGAGUGGCCCAAGAUCAACAGACCUCCAGAGGACUCGAUCCAGCCGUACGACAGAAUCAAGGAGAAGGGUUUGCCCGAGAGCGUAGCGGACUGCCUGAACAAGCUGGUGGUGGUGAAGCUGAACGGAGGUCUGGGUACCAGCAUGGGCUGCAAGGGUCCGAAAAGUCUCAUCAGCGUCCGCAACGAGAACACCUUCCUGGACCUGACGGUUCAGCAGAUCGAGCACCUGAACAAGACCUACAACACAGACGUCCCGCUGGUCCUGAUGAACUCCUUCAACACAGACGAGGACACCAAGAAGAUCCUGCAGAAGUACACACACCACCGCGUCCAGAUCCACACCUUCAACCAGAGCAGGUAUCCGAGGAUCAAUAAGGAGUCCCUGCUGCCCGUGUCGAAGGACGUGAGCAUGGUGGGAGAGGGCGCCGAGGGCUGGUACCCGCCCGGGCACGGGGACAUCUACGCCAGCUUCUUCAACUCGGGCCUGCUGGAGCGGCUGAUCGCCGAGGGGAAGGAGUACAUCUUCGUCUCCAACAUCGACAACCUGGGCGCCACCGUGGACCUGCACAUCCUCAACCACCUGGUGAGCCAGCCCAACGGCAAACGCUGCGAGUUCAUCAUGGAGGUGACCGACAAGACCCGGGCCGACGUCAAGGGAGGCACGCUCAUUCAGUACGAGGGCAAGCUGAGGCUACUGGAGAUCGCCCAGGUGCCCAAGGCCCACGUGGACGAGUUCAAAUCCGUCUCCAAGUUCAAGAUCUUCAACACCAACAACCUGUGGAUCUCGCUGGCCGCCAUCAAGAGGCUGCAGGAGCAGAACGCCAUGGACAUGGAGAUCAUCGUCAAUCCCAAGACUCUGAACGGUGGGCUGAACGUGAUCCAGCUGGAGACGGCGGUGGGCGCUGCCAUCAAGUGCUUCGACAACGCCCUGGGCAUCAACGUGCCGCGGAGCCGCUUCCUGCCCGUCAAAACCACCUCCGACCUCCUGCUGGUCAUGUCCAACCUGUACAGCCUGGAGGCCGGAUCCCUCACCAUGAGCGAGAAGAGGGAGUUCCCCACCACGCCCCACGUCAAACUGGGCAGCUCGUUUACCAAGGUUCAGGAGUAUCUGAUGCGCUUCGAGAGCAUUCCAGACAUGCUGGAGCUGGAUCACCUGACCGUCUCCGGGGACGUGACGUUCGGGAAGAACGUCUCACUGAAGGGAACGGUGAUCAUCAUAGCCAACCACGGGGACCGGAUCGACAUCCCAGCCGGCUCCAUGCUGGAGAAUAAAAUCGUCUCGGGAAACCUGCGGAUCCUGGACCACUGAUACCCGGAGACGAGAUCAGACGAGUGGCUAUGAUGUCCGUCUGCCUCACGGACUCACCGAGAGACCACGACCAUCGCCUCAUACAGACUCUUUAUUAUUCCCGCCUCGUCAUUCUGCCUUUUAUUCGUCGUUUGUCAGUUUUUUUCUUCCCAUUUUCUCGGUCAGUAUCGGAACAGGUACAGUUACACCGCAGUUUCCUUUUUUUUUUUUACUCCCAGAGUUCAGUAUUUUCUGUUGAAGUGUGAUUACAGUGAUCGCUGCCGGCUGCCCAAGUAUCGACUGACUGGUGUAAAACGUGAAGGAGAAAAGCAAUAAGUUUGCUGCCGCGGUUAAACGGUUCCGACUGUUGGGUUCUAGAAGCCACUUCGGGACUAAAUAAAGUGCAAUAUGGAACAAUC
This is a messenger RNA of Trichomycterus rosablanca, 2258 nucleotides long. RefSeq names its product UDP-glucose pyrophosphorylase 2b (gene ugp2b). The transcript is spliced from 10 exons. The record is from RefSeq and is a predicted model, not a curated record. NCBI's taxonomy places the organism in Eukaryota, Metazoa, Chordata, Actinopteri, Siluriformes, Trichomycteridae. Gene Ontology annotation, cellular component: cytoplasm. Bases 334 to 1860 code for a protein of 508 amino acids. Gene Ontology annotation, biological process: glycogen metabolic process; UDP-alpha-D-glucose metabolic process. Gene Ontology annotation, molecular function: UTP:glucose-1-phosphate uridylyltransferase activity.